AUGGAGGCCGAGAAAUUUUUUAGAACGUUUUUUAAUUUUUACCGACAUCAUCACAUCGAUCCGGCAGACAAAACGCAUCCAUUCAAACUAAACCGCUUCCGGCAUAAACUGUUCAUCCUGUUAUCUGCGUUGAUCCUGCUGGCAUGCUUACUACUGGCAGUGUAUGGCAAAUCGUUAGAAGAAAACAUCAUUCCCCAUCGUAGUUGCAUUAACCGAAUGAUCAAUUGGGUUUUUCUUCGAUCAACGUUGGCAACCGCUUUCAUAGUUGCAUGGGAAAAUUUGGCCACCAGCAAGGAGGAUGUGCAAAUAUGGAACACUUUCCAUGCCAUAGAGACUGCCCUUAAUCUUUGUGCUAGAAACUCUCGAAAUGUGCUGUACAAAAGUCAACAAUUGUACAAAGUGAUUUUUUACACUCUCCUUGUGCUGUUAUGCGCAAUGGGAGCAAUUUUAUUGCUCGAUUACACCAUAAUGGAUAGAGCACUGGUUGAAUUUAUCAUCAUGUUUGAGUUACUUUGCAGUGUGGAUAUGCAGCGAAUACUGCACAUUUUAUUAUAUAUACGUAUUUUAACGUGUUAUUUAAGAAAGAUCAAGGAAGAUCUACGCAUUACUUUGCUAUCCAUCAAUAAAGGUGUAGAGGGAACUGUUCACGAGUAUGACAUUCAGGACCAGCUGAAGAAAUGUUGCACAUGCUACUUUCUGUGCAUGAAAGCGUUCAAUCAGAUACAGGACCAAUUUUCGUGGGGCCUUUUCAUGGUGUGCCUUAAGUUUAGCAUCAUUUUGUGGAACGAUAUUUACUGGACUGUGUACCGAGCCAUCAUGGAAACGUCUUUUGAAUUGUACUGUCUAAACGUGGUACCGUAUCAUUUCAUCUUUAUGAGCUUUACCUGGUCGUGCGAGAGCAUGUAUGCGGAGAUAAAAUCCCUUUCGCAACUGCUGUACACGAUCGAUCUAAACAAGGCAUCCAAGUCGAGCAAAAUACGAAUUACACAGCUUAUGGUACUGCUCGACUAUAACGUAUUAUUUUUCAACACAUUCGGCGUCUGCAGAGUAUCGUACAAACUUAUUGUACAGUAUGCAAUAUCUGGAGUCACAAAAGUGUCUUUUAUAGCACAAAUUAUGAAGAAUUUCUACACAGAAAUGAGGACUUAA
This is a messenger RNA of Anopheles maculipalpis, 1149 nucleotides long. RefSeq lists its product as uncharacterized. Gene Ontology annotation, cellular component: membrane. Lineage: Eukaryota; Metazoa; Arthropoda; Insecta; Diptera; Culicidae. Gene Ontology annotation, biological process: sensory perception of taste. Bases 1 to 1149 code for a protein of 382 amino acids. The record is from RefSeq and is a predicted model, not a curated record. The transcript has 3 exons.